AAGUUCACAAUGGUGACUGUGCCACAACACGAUAAUAUUUUUCUCUUCGUACCAAAUUUGAUUGGGUAUGCCCGUAUUGUGUUGGCUUUAAUAGCAUUUUGGUGCAUGUCCACCAAUUAUGUGGUUGCCGGUUGGUGUUAUGCAAUAAGCGCCCUACUGGAUGCAGUGGAUGGUCAUGCAGCUCGAGCAUUUAAUCAGAGCACACGUUUUGGUGCCAUGUUGGAUCAGCUUACUGAUCGUUGCGGUACCAUGGGCUUGAUGGUGACCCUCAGUUUAUUCUAUCCAGAAUAUAUGUUUUGGUUCCAGCUGUCCAUGGCCAUUGAUGUUGCCUGCCAUUGGUUAUACAUGCAAACGAGUGUUGUUGUUGGCAAAACCUCACACAAAGCCACCGAUCUCAGUGAAAAUAUUGUUAUGCGUAUUUAUUACAAAAAGGAUGUUUUGACUUUUAUGUGCUGCGUCAAUGAAGCAUUUUACAUAAGUCUCUAUGUAUUGCAUUUUACCACUGGACCAAUGAUUUUUGGUAUGUCAUUGUUCAAAAUGGUCGCUGUCCUUACAGGCCCCUUAGCUGUAUUGAAAGCUCUAAUCAGCUGCAUGCAUGCCUAUGUGGCCAGCAUAGAUUUGGCUGGCGUUGAUAAACGAGAACGUUUAGAGAAACGUGCCAAAGAAGCCAGCAAACGUUCAGAAUAAAGCGGCCAAAAAAAUAUGCUGUUUACAGUUUUCCUUAUUAGUUUU
This is a messenger RNA of Musca vetustissima, 732 nucleotides long. RefSeq names its product CDP-diacylglycerol--inositol 3-phosphatidyltransferase (gene Pis). The transcript is spliced from 5 exons. The coding region runs from base 10 to 687 and encodes 225 amino acids. Gene Ontology annotation, biological process: phosphatidylinositol biosynthetic process. Gene Ontology annotation, molecular function: CDP-diacylglycerol-inositol 3-phosphatidyltransferase activity. The record is from RefSeq and is a predicted model, not a curated record. NCBI's taxonomy places the organism in Eukaryota, Metazoa, Arthropoda, Insecta, Diptera, Muscidae. Gene Ontology annotation, cellular component: Golgi apparatus; membrane.